GCGCACAUACGGUCACACUGCACGGUUUCGAAUCGCUUAACAAGUUUUUGCUUAAAAAGCUUUGCCGAGCACUAAGUAACCACCGCCUUUCGCACCCACAACACAACGCCACCAGCCAGAACAAUGAUCAAGCGAUGUACCUUGUACCCAGCCAACAAUUAGCAUUACUUCCCCACCGAGUUAUACAAUAAUACAAUGCGGCUUAUCGGGAAACUGGACACCGAACGCAUCGAACGCCGUUUCCCUGGUGACCGGAGGAGCCUCUGGACUGGGCCGCGCCACCGCCGAGCGCCUGGCCAAGCAGGGCGCCAGCGUGAUCCUGGCCGAUCUGCCCUCCUCCAAGGGCAACGAGGUGGCCAAGGAGCUGGGCGACAAGGUGGUCUUCGUGCCCGUGGACGUGACCUCCGAGAAGGAUGUGAGCGCCGCUCUGCAGACGGCCAAGGAUAAGUUCGGUCGUCUGGAUCUGACUGUGAACUGUGCGGGCACAGCCACCGCGGUAAAGACGUUCAACUUCAACAAGAACGUGGCGCACCGCCUGGAAGACUUCCAGCGGGUGAUCAACAUCAAUACCGUGGGCACGUUCAAUGUGAUCCGUCUGUCCGCCGGACUGAUGGGCGCCAAUGAGCCCAAUCAGGAUGGACAGCGCGGCGUGAUCGUGAACACCGCCUCGGUGGCUGCCUUUGAUGGCCAGAUCGGCCAGGCGGCCUACUCCGCCUCCAAGGCAGCCGUGGUGGGCAUGACCCUGCCCAUUGCCCGUGACUUGAGCACCCAGGGCAUACGUAUCUGCACCAUUGCACCGGGUUUGUUCAACACGCCUAUGCUGGCCGCCCUGCCGGAGAAGGUGCGCACCUUCCUGGCCAAGUCCAUACCGUUCCCGCAGCGCCUGGGCGAGCCCAGUGAGUACGCCCACCUGGUGCAGGCCAUCUACGAGAAUCCGCUGCUCAACGGCGAGGUCAUCCGUAUCGACGGUGCUCUGCGCAUGAUGCCCUAGAUCCGGCUGAGCACUGUCUUGGACCUGUGGAAGUGGCUCGAUCAGUUUGCAUUUAUCUAUUGUCUAGUGGUUAAGCUGAAAAGUUUUAUUAUCUGUCCCGAAAUUAUGUAAUAAUUGCUAUUAAACACACAAUGUCACAUUUC
This is a messenger RNA of Drosophila melanogaster (fruit fly), 1134 nucleotides long. It is a transcript of the gene scu, whose product is annotated as scully. NCBI's taxonomy places the organism in Eukaryota, Metazoa, Arthropoda, Insecta, Diptera, Drosophilidae. The transcript has 3 exons. The record is from RefSeq and is marked reviewed. Bases 611 to 991 code for a protein of 126 amino acids. Gene Ontology annotation, molecular function: (3S)-3-hydroxyacyl-CoA dehydrogenase (NAD+) activity; alcohol dehydrogenase (NAD+) activity; 17-beta-hydroxysteroid dehydrogenase (NAD+) activity. Gene Ontology annotation, cellular component: mitochondrion.